AUGGAAGAUGAAUUGAAGGUUCAUGCUAGAUUUCAUCUGUUAUUGUGGAAAAUAAUCUGGGAUAUUCUGCCUACUAGGGCUCGAUUGUCGGGUAUUUUGUAUAUUCCAGAGGAACAGCAGCUUUGUCCUAUUUGUAAUCUUGAAAGGGAAACUUUGGAUCACCUCAUGUUUGGAUGCUUGAUUUCUCUCUUGGUUUGGAGCAAUUCUAGAUGGAUCACGAAUGUGCCUACCUUGGUUCAUGGAGGAAGGGCGGAUUGGGUUAAGGUGUUGAUGAAUCCCAAUCUGAUUGGUAUUUCUAGAGAGGAUUGUCAAGCUUUUCAAUUGUUGGCUUUGGUGACUUUUGACCAAACUUGGAGGUAUAGAAAUGAUGUUCUUCAUGGGACUCUAGUGAGAUCAAUUAACCUGGUGGUAGCUCAAAUUCAGCAUGUUCAUAAUCAACAUUGUCAAGCUUGGAGGAUUUCUCGCUAUGUUCAAAAUAUUAUUCAUCCAAAUUGGGUUCCACCUCCUUUGAAUUGGAUCAAGGUAAAUUUUGAUACAGUUAUGGGUCACAACUUUACUGCUUCAGCUGCCAUUGCUCGAUCUUUAGGUGGGGAUAUCAUUUUUGCUUCAGUUUCAUGUGCCGUCCGGGUAGAUCCAGCUGUUGGUGAGGCUUUGGCUUUGAGAUUGGGUGUCCAACGGGGUGUCUAGAUCUCAGGCUGCAGAAGGUGCAAUUCGAAGGGGAUGCUUUGAUUGUUGUUAAUGCGGUUGCUCAACCGGAUUUGGUCUCUCUUUGGGCUAUUGAAAAUCUAAUAGAAGGGACUUGCAAUCAGCUAGACAAGCUCAAGAGCUGGUCUAUUUCAAAGAUUAGCAGACAUCAAAAUGUCUGGGUGGAUACUUUCCCCAAAUGGGCCGCUACCUUGAGACUUUCAGGUAGCAUUCCCAGUCAUCGGCUUCCAGAGUUGCAAUAUUGGUUGUAUAGUGGGUGUGAUCCCCGGAUCAUUGUUUUGGUCUGGCAUGGUGUGGUUUGUAGUUGCUGUUUCUUGUCUCUUUGUUUGCCAUACAAAAAAAAAGUAUCAAAUGCAUUAUACUCAAGCAUACAUCCGAACAAACAACGAUGAGCUUGUGAAGCAAAAGUUAACUGACAAGCUUGUGAGGGAAGUUAAGGAUUACAAGAAGAUACUCUUUCCACUUCAUAGCAAGGGAUCACAUGCAACUGCAAAUCAUUGGACAUUACUUGUCCUUGACCUUGAAGAGCGAAGUUGGAAACAUUACAAUUCUUAACUUCACAGUAUAUAUUUUAUUAUUUAUGUACCUAAUGUUUUUUUACAUAACAGAUUAGGUACUACAAUUUCGUAUUCCCAUCUGGCAUCUCAUCAAAUACAGAGUCAUCAUUUUCAACAGUUAGGGACACACCCCAACAACCAACAUCAUCCGUUGAUUGUGGCAUCAUUGUCAUGCUCAUAAUGGAGUGCAUAUUCACCAACAAACCAAUCCCGUAGACUUUAAAAGAGAAAGAUAUUCGUAGGUUUGUAGCUCAUGUUGUUCAUUUACUUCUCAAUGACAAAAGCCAUGUAUAGGGAGAUGGUGCCAAAAGGUUGGGUUAGGAAUUAAAAAAAGUGUAAAUAUUUUUUUGGUACUGCAGUUGAAGUAUUAAUUUUGUAAGUCAUUGUG
Tripterygium wilfordii is the source of this 1650-nucleotide messenger RNA. RefSeq lists its product as uncharacterized. The transcript has 2 exons. Lineage: Eukaryota; Viridiplantae; Streptophyta; Magnoliopsida; Celastrales; Celastraceae. The record is from RefSeq and is a predicted model, not a curated record. The coding region runs from base 1 to 687 and encodes 228 amino acids.